AUGGCCCCCUCUGCAACCGAGCCCAACGGCGUGCCAAGCCACACAAAUGGUAACUCGAAUGCGCAGACAAACGGUACUUCGAGCGCUGCCAGCGAGUUUACGUAUCCCGAGAUGGCCACUCCCUACCAGGUCCUGCCCCAGUACCACUCCAAGCCCACCAAGCUGAGGGUGGCUUGCAUCGGUGCUGGUGCGUCAGGACUAUGUCUCGCCUACAAGAUGGAGAAGAUGAUGGUGCCCGGCAGUUGGGAAUUGACUCUCUUUGAGAAGAACCCCGUGUUUGGCGGUACUUGGUACGAGAACACAUACCCUGGUGUGGCUUGCGAUAUCCCUUCGCCCCUCUACACCUUCUCCUGGGACCCCAAGCCUGACUGGUCCUACUACUACGCCUACGGCGACGAGAUCCAGAGGUACUUUGAAGACUUUGCCAAGCGCCACGGCUCCGAGAAGUACAUGAAGCUCAGCACCAAGGUCGUCGAGUGCCGCUGGGACGAGGAGAAGGGCAUCUACAACCUGACCCUGCAGGACCAGAACACGCAGGAGCUCUGGCACGACUGGUGCCACGUCCUCAUCAACGGCACGGGCAUCCUCAACACCUGGGUGUGGCCCGAGAUCGAGGGCCUGCACGACUUUGCCGGCCCCAAGAUGCACUCUGCCCACUGGGACCACUCGGUCGACUUUGAGGGCAAGACGGUGGGCGUCAUCGGCACCGGCAGCUCCAGCGUCCAGAUCGUCCCCGCCCUGCAGCCCAAGGUCAAGCACAUGAAGGUCUUUAUGCGCUCCCCGACCUGGAUCUCCCCGCCGUUCGGCGGCAACGCGCUGCUGGAGGAGGUGCACAAGAGCGACGACCAGCCCAGCCAGCGGCAGUACAAGUUCACCGACGAGGACAAGAAGAAGUUCGCCGAGGACCCGGCGCACUUCCUCGACUUCCGGCAGAAGAUCGAGGCCGAGAUCAACUCGCUCUUCGGCAUGUACCAGGCCGGGUCCGAGAUGAACAACAAGAUGCGCGAGCUCAUCACCGAGGAGAUGCACAAGCGCAUCGGCCCCGGCCACGAGAAGCUCAAGGAGUUCAUCGUGCCCAAGUGGGCGCCCGGCUGCCGCCGCAUCUCCCCCGGCGACGGCUACCUCGAGGCCCUGGUCAAGCCCAACGUCGAGACCGUGUUCGGCCCCAUCAAGAUGAUCGUGCCCGAGGGCAUCGUCACCGAGGACGGCGAGCUGCACAAGUUUGACGUCCUCGUCUGCGCCACCGGCUUCAAGGUCGCCUUCCGCCCGGCCUUCAAGAUCUACAACGGCGAGGGCAAGUCGCUGGACGAGGACUGGGGCGACAAGGUCAACCUGUACCUGGGCGUCUCGGCUCCUCGCUUCCCCAACUACUACACCAUCGUCGGUCCCGGUGCCACCUGGUCGUCGGGCACUCUGCUGCCGUCCAUCGAGACCACGAUCGAGUACUCUGUCAAGAUGAUGAUGAAGAUCCAGCACGAGAACAUCCGCUCCAUCGACGUCAAGCAGGAGGCCCUGGACGACAUCUACGCCCACUUUGACGCCUUCCACAAGAACACCGUCUUUGGCGACGAGUGCCGGAGUUGGUUCAAGGACGGCAAGAUCAAGAACAGGAUCUACCUGUGGCCCGGUCCGACCAUCCACUUCCUCAAGACGAUCAAGGACCCCCGGUUCGAGGACUACAACAUUCGGUACCGCUACGGCAACCGCUUCGCCUAUCUUGGUAACGGCGACGUCAAGGCCUUGAUCGAGAAGGACUACAAGGGCCUGGCGCCGUACGUGCGCAACUCGGACCACGACUGGAGCGUCGCGUAA
Molecule: messenger RNA, 1812 nt
Organism: Thyridium curvatum
Lineage: Eukaryota; Fungi; Ascomycota; Sordariomycetes; Thyridiales; Thyridiaceae
Exons: 6
Coding region: 1-1812 (603 amino acids)
Molecular function (GO): flavin adenine dinucleotide binding; N,N-dimethylaniline monooxygenase activity; NADP binding
Source: RefSeq, a predicted model, not a curated record